GAAAAAGAGAAAAAGAAAAGAAAAGAAGAAAAAGAUGUCGACCACUAUCGUUGUGCCAAACCAAUACGGAUAUGUUGUUGCGACAACAGCCUGUACCUUCUUUCUCGGGUUCUGGCAUGGCAUGCGAGCAGGGCUGAGUCGCCAAGCGGCACAGAUCAACGCUCCCAAGGCGUACGCUGACAGUGGCGACAUGGACAAAGCCCAGGACAAGGAGCACAUGGCCGCCAUGUACAUGUUCAACUGCAAGCAGCGCGCACACGCCAACUACCUGGAAAUGCUGCCCGCGACCGCCCUGUCGCUCUUGAUUGCCGGCAUCCAGUACCCCAUGGUCUCGACAUUUCUGGGAAUUGGCUGGAUAGUGGGAAGAGUCAUGUAUGCACUCGGUUACACCAACGCCGCUCAAGAGAAUGGACGCGGUCGUGUUCUUGGCUUUGCGCUGAGCCAACCUCUUGCAAUCGGCUUAUGGGGACUUGCCGGAUGGAGUGGGAUCAAGCUGACUUUGUAAAGCUCUCCCAUUCGACACGCAUCAUUUUGGCCUUUUCUGAAACCCCUUUGGGUUCAAUGGGUCGGCCAGUGUGUCAACCGGAAUCUUUGGUACGAAAGACAAUGGUGAUGCAAUGCGACCGACCAGAGGGAGCAUGUGGAAAUGGUCCUUUUUUCCCCACAAACAUAAUGCGGCUCUCCAUGUGCGAAGAUACCCUGGGCCUGUAUAGGUGUCGGACAUACAGCAUUAAUUGAUGAU
Molecule: messenger RNA, 742 nt
Organism: Sphaerulina musiva SO2202
Lineage: Eukaryota; Fungi; Ascomycota; Dothideomycetes; Mycosphaerellales; Mycosphaerellaceae
Product: glutation S-transferase
Exons: 3
Coding region: 35-505 (156 amino acids)
Cellular component (GO): membrane; nuclear envelope; endoplasmic reticulum
Molecular function (GO): glutathione peroxidase activity; glutathione transferase activity
Source: RefSeq, a predicted model, not a curated record